This is a messenger RNA of Salvia splendens (bonfire salvia), 1964 nucleotides long. Its product is annotated as transcription factor PCL1. Gene Ontology annotation, biological process: regulation of DNA-templated transcription. Gene Ontology annotation, cellular component: nucleus. Gene Ontology annotation, molecular function: DNA-binding transcription factor activity; DNA binding. The transcript has 2 exons. The coding region runs from base 2 to 1042 and encodes 346 amino acids. NCBI's taxonomy places the organism in Eukaryota, Viridiplantae, Streptophyta, Magnoliopsida, Lamiales, Lamiaceae. The record is from RefSeq and is a predicted model, not a curated record.
AAUGAUAAUCCAAUUCCCCUCUCUCUCACUCCCAAAUCAAACAUCCUAUGUGAAUUUGAUCACUGAUUCCAAUUCCAUGAGUGAAGAAGCGAAGAUCGACGACGCCGUCUCCGACUGGGAGGAUGGCCUCCCCUCCGCCGACGACCUCACCCCCUUAUCCCAGUGCCUGAUCCCCCUCGAAUUGGCCUCCGCCUUCCGCAUCUCGCCGGACCCGCCCCGCACCGCCGUCGACGUCACCCGCGCCUCCCGCACCACGCUCUCCUCCCUCCGCGUCUCCUCCUCCUCCUCCGCCGCCGCCGUCAAUUUCAAGCCCUUCGGCGACGAUCACGCCGCCGCUGACGACGCCGCCGACGAGGGCUCCGACCCGAAGAAGACCCGCCGCGCCGAAUCCCCCGACGACCCCAUGGUCGACAACUGCACCGACGACCAGUCGACGGCCACGGCGAAGGCUCUGAAGCGGCCGCGCCUCGUGUGGACCCCGCAGCUGCACAAGCGGUUCGUGGACGUGGUGGCUCACCUAGGGCUGAAGAACGCCGUGCCGAAGACGAUUAUGCAGCUGAUGAAUGUCGAGGGUUUGACUCGGGAGAACGUCGCCAGCCAUCUCCAGAAGUAUAGGCUGUAUGUGAAGAGGAUGCAGGGGCUGUCCAACGAGGGGCCGUCCCCGUCCGAUCACCUCUUUGCCUCGACUCCGCUGCCCACGCAGAGCUUCAACGAGUCGUCCAGCGCCGGCCCCAGCCACGGGAAUGGAAUUGCAAACGGAAGCCAUAGCAGUGUUGGUAAUAAUGGAAGUAGUGCUAAUAACCAUAUGGGGAUGUCAAUUCCGAUGCCAUACCCUCCGCCGCCUCAGAUUGUGCCGAUGCAGAUGAUGGGAAUGGCACAUGGACACGGCUACCAUGGAUACGAAGCUGUGCAUUCGCAUCAUAGUCAUCACUAUCAGCAGCAGCAGUAUGGUAGUAUGAUGCAACAGCAGAGGGAUUGGUCUGGCAAUAAGUAUAAUGGCUAUCCGCAACACCAUACGACUCAAAAUAAUAGCAAGUGUUAGGCAGAGCGGUGUUGGAAGUCGGAAUAAAGGGUCUGGUGGAUUCAUUGCCUUGGGAAUGUGGCAUGUGAAGUGAACCUCAGCUAUGACUAAUGUUUUGCCAAAUGCAUUCUUUUUAUCCAGUGAAACAGAGAUUUCUCAAUCUGUUAAAUGAAUUUUUUGAAUUGUAUAUUGUAUACUUGCUUUCAGCGGAUGUCUUAUUGCUUAUUAAGUACUACUCUAUAUACCUUGGUUCUUUAAAGACCCAAAUCAAGAUUUAUGGAGAAGUGCUGUAUACUCUGUAUAUCCCUAUUUCUUCUUAUUUUACACAGUACAAGGCAUGACUAGGAUAUAUGAAAUUAUUGAUCUAUAAUGUUAAUUUGGAUUCUGUACAUGGAAUAUUUAUGUUUUCAGUUAACUGGCUCUUAGUUCAACUAUAGUCUGGAAGUCCAUGAUGCCCUCAUAGUGUAACAGAGCUCGAAGAUAUAGACCUUUUAUCUGCCAAAUAUAGUCGCUCUUGUUACUUUUUGGAGCAUACUCUUGGAUAGCUUUUCUUUGUGGAAGAUUUGUUGUGAAUUACUCCUUUCAGCUUUGUAGCCAUCUCCUCUGCAGUUGAAAUUGUACCUGACUUAAAAAUCUCAGAUCAUCUUUCAUCCAUCUUUUCUUGAUGUUAUGUUUCUCGUUUCCUGAUUCCUCUACUUUUCUUAAGAAAUGUAAGAUAUUCCACCAUCAUUUUAUGUAGCCUUGGUCCUCCUAUGAAGGCUUGCCUACUUUUAGCUAAUUUUAUAGCAAUAUAGAACUUAUUGUGGUAGUGUUUGAUACUGUUCCAUCUUAUUAUCCUCUUAUCCCCCUUUAAAUUUUUGGGGAAUAUUAAAUGAAGAGUAGGCAUCUUCCCUCAUCCAAUUAGAUAUGCACAUGUCAUUGAAUAUAAACACGUGUUCUGGCA